Messenger RNA from Orbicella faveolata, 3798 nucleotides. RefSeq lists its product as uncharacterized. Gene Ontology annotation, biological process: negative regulation of gene expression. Gene Ontology annotation, molecular function: NAD+ poly-ADP-ribosyltransferase activity; transcription corepressor activity. NCBI's taxonomy places the organism in Eukaryota, Metazoa, Cnidaria, Anthozoa, Scleractinia, Merulinidae. The record is from RefSeq and is a predicted model, not a curated record. Gene Ontology annotation, cellular component: cytoplasm; nucleus.
CCACCACACGCACAGCCAACAUUAGCCCCACCCCCACCACACGCACAGCCAACAUUAGCCCCACCCCCACUGCAUGCAAAUUGGACACCAGCCCCACGUCCACCCAAAGUACCGUCAGGACCAACCUCACCCCCGCCACAUUCUCAGUCAACAUCAACCUCGACCCAGCCACAUGCUCAGUCAACAAACUCACUCCCACCGCGUGUGCCUUCACCUCCACCACAUGCCCAGUCAAGACAAACCUCACCCCAACCGCAUACUCAGUCAACAUCAACCUCACCCCAGCCACAUGCCCAGUCAACAAACCCACUCCAAUCACAUGCACCUCCACCUCCACCUCCACCACAUGUUCAGUCAACAUCAACCUCACCCAAACAACAUGUCCAGUCGACAUUAACCUCACCCCAGCCACGUGCAAAUUCAACACCAACUCCACCCUCACAGCACUCCCAGUUAACACCAAAAGCACCGUCAACCCAAGUACAGUCAACACUACCCUCACCCCCAGCACAUGUACAAUCAACACGAGAUCCGUCCCAGCCAAAUGCACAGCCAACACCAACCUCACCUCCACCACAAUCUCAGUCAACACCAGAAGAAAAUCCCGAAGAGAUGGAAGAAAAAUUAAAUAAGCUUGCGAAAAUAUUCAGCUGUUUACCACCAGUCCUUAUCAGGGGAACUCUUCAUCGCGAUGACGUAAAUGGAGACAUUGAAAUAGCUAGUAAGUGGCUACAAAAAUUUCAAGCUAUUGAAAAUCCGCUGGACAUGUUCCAAACCUCAGUGGGAGGCAAAGUUCCUACAAGGACUGGACAAGAAAAAAGUUCCAGAGCAGCCGAUUUUCGAGAAAAGGAAAAGAGAGGAAGAUUUUCCAACCACGAUGAAUUGCCCAAGGAACAAGGGGAAGUCAAAGAAUUACGUAACUUGACAACAGAUAGCUUUGGCGAUUGCAAUUUGGAACAAAAUGGCGGUUACCAAAGUAAUCGAGGCCAGAACACGAGACCAAGUGGAGUAUUCGGGGGAGAGCCAAGAGCAGUGUCAAGGGAAGGUCCAAGAGGCAGUUUUGCACAGGGCCAAAGCAACAAUCAAGGAUUCAAAGACAAUGACAUGGGAGUGUCUCAGGGAGGGGGCGUUGGCCGAGGACAUCCGCCGAAACCGAAAACAAAGAACAGGGGUCGCGGCAGGGGAAGAGGCAGGGGAAGAGGCAGGAGUUGUCAGACACCUGGAGAAGGUUUCCAGGAUGUCGAUCAGGUUUUGUAUGGCGAUAAUCGGUCUCCGUUCUCUCAAAGGCAGCGUCUUUCAGAGGGAAGAGGAAGCCAACAGUAUCAAGGAAAGAGGGGGCUUCAUGAAGGAAAGGCCGCACAAUUGUUCUCGUCUCACGUCGUCGACAGUAAUCCGAAGAGACACAGCACCUGUGACGACUCUCUAGGAGGUCCUUUUGUGGGCGAUGAUCCAAGGAGACGCAGUAACAGAGGGCGUGGUCAGGGAGGAAUGAAGCGUGCGCAGAGCUUGUCAAGUUUCACGGAGAGAGGAGAUCAGAGUGCUUGGCAGGCUGAAGCAAAAGAACAAUCUCGAUUUCAACAGAAUCAGUUACUCGUUAGUGGGCUGAGUGCGUUGACGACCGAAGACUGCUUGGUAAACUUCAUCGAGGCUAUGAGCGGUGGAGAGGUGGAGGACGUACUGCGGAGAAACGACAAAGCUCUGAUCACAUUGGCCAAUGACAUAACAGAUUUCAGUAAAAUCAAGACCAAAUGCGCAGAAAGAGGCGUGGAUUCAGCUAAGGUUACAAUCGAGCAAGUUCCUGUCUGUACAAGCAUUGUUGUCAGCGGUAUUUCUGAUGAUACCACCCAUGACGCCAUUGAACUGUACUUUGAAAGUCCAAGAUACGGUGGGGGUCCUGUGGAGAGAGCAGAAUUUCUACCAAAAGGUGGUAGAGCUGUGGUUGUGUUUCAAGAUCCAAAAGAUAUAAAAGGAGUGUUAGCUAGGCAGAAAGAAAAACCACAUGUCUUAAACCUAGCGAAACUGUCAGUCAGAAUUUACCAUGAGUUUCUAGAAAGCGAGGGAGACGACGAGCCAGACGAUUCAGAUGGACUGGGAACUACCACCGGUAGCGCCGAUAAAGCUCGAGUGAGUCAGCGGCCCAAACUGGAAGGACAAAAACUACACAUAGCUGUAGACCCGGAUGUAAUGGAAUUCGUCACCAAUUCAGCAUUUCGCGGCCAACUGAGCAAAUUCCUGGCCGCAAAGAAAUGUGAAAUUACCUGGAAAACAAACACAAAAAUAGCUGUAAUAGUGUACCAGGGAGGAGACGACAGUGAUUCGUGGCAGUCCGAGUGCAUUGAUGAAGUACAAAAUUACCUCAGUAAAUUUACAAAGCGCGACGUUCAAGUCAAGAAGGAUUCCUGGAGAGCGGUGGUGGCACAGUUGUCCAGUAUUCGCGCCCGCCUGGGAGUAUAUCCUCCGCUGGUCAAACUUAUCGAUGAUUCAUUUGUUGUUAGAAUUGUUUCCUUGAGCACAGCUGCAAAGGAUUAUGAGGAAAAGUUGAGAUCUAAAUUGGAAGAGAUAUACCGGGAGGAAACCAGAAAAACCUACCUGAAGAAAAACGUUCCUAAUGUUCCAAAAGAACACUUAAUUCUGCUGGAGAAGAUCAAGUUUGUGGAGAAACUUCAAGAGAAGAACAGGGAACUGGAGAUAACGCUAGAUACUAAAGGAGAAGAAAUAUAUUUCGAAGGUCCCGAGUCACAGUUUACUGAAGCAACGACGAAGUUCCUCAAACAAAUGUCGUACAUGGUUGAAAAGAAUUUGACUCUAUCCGACAUCAUCUUGGAAGUUUUGGGCUCGGACGAAGGGUUAAGGAAAGUGAAAAGUGAGUUGGAAAAGAACAAUGUGGAGGCAGUGUUCGUCAUUGACAACGGCUCCGGUGCCAGAAUUGUGAGCACGUCAGCUGCACACUGGGACGAGGCCGAGAGGCUGGUGAACAGGUUGACGUUAAACGAAAAAGUCCAAGUGAAUGAUAAGAGCGAAUGUUUGUUAAAAACUCCAGAAUGGCGUGAGUUGUGUGACGAAAUCAACGCCGAAACAGCUGUCCGUAUCCAUCGGAACAACUGGAAUGACAUUUUCGUCGCUGGGUUCCAGGAUGAGGUCAAAGAAGUGAUGAAGAAGCUUAACACGUUCUUGGAAAACAACUGCAUCAGGGAAGAACAGUUUGUAUGUUCAUCUCCGAUUGUCAGAAAGUAUCUUGACGAGUUUCUUCAGGAAGAUUUACGCUCCAUUGAAAACCAACUGAAAGAUUUUGAAGUGAAAAUUAAAAAAGGAAAAGGAGAUGAUGAUUUUGACAUUUCUGGAAACAGAAAAAGCUUGACUGAUGUGAAGAGACAGCUUGACGCUCUCGAAGAAGAUACCGUGUCAAAACAUUUUGAUGUGAAACAGCCAGGCCUCCGGAGGUACUUUGACAGUGGAAAAGGAGAUCGUCUUGUGAAAUUAGUGGAAAAGGAUCAAAACUGUGCGAUACAAGUGCAGAUGAAUUUUGGCCAAAGCCUAGAUGAAAAUGAUGAUGAUAAGGAUGGCGACGGCGAUGGUUUUGGUGAUGGUGAUGGUGGAGCUGCUGCUGCUGCUGCUGCUGCUAAUGAUGAUACUGCUGCUGAUGGCGGUGCUGGUGGUGGUGGUGCUGCUGCUGCUGUUGAUGAUGAUGGUGGUGCUGAUGCUGCUGCAGCUGACAGCGCUGCUGCUGAUGUGGUGGUAGUAAUGGCGAUGACGACGAAGAUGAGCAUGCUGAUAACGGGACUGAUCCGUUCACCUUGA